This is a messenger RNA of Mercenaria mercenaria, 2910 nucleotides long. Its product is annotated as cullin-4A-like. Gene Ontology annotation, molecular function: ubiquitin protein ligase binding. Gene Ontology annotation, cellular component: Cul4-RING E3 ubiquitin ligase complex. Lineage: Eukaryota; Metazoa; Mollusca; Bivalvia; Venerida; Veneridae. The transcript is spliced from 21 exons. The record is from RefSeq and is a predicted model, not a curated record. The coding region runs from base 164 to 2587 and encodes 807 amino acids. Gene Ontology annotation, biological process: ubiquitin-dependent protein catabolic process; protein ubiquitination; DNA damage response.
AAAUUGAGUUGUGUACCUUUGAAGAAAAAAUACACGAGAGAUCCGCCAUUUUGCAGUUUAUUUUGUAUAUUUAAUAGAAUAAUAUGAUAAAUAAUUUCCCUGUUAGAAUUGCGAUCAUAGUUUCCAGGUAGGAAACGGCCAUUAAGUGGCCUUAAAGAGAUGAAUGCCUCUCUCAAAUGCAAACAAGCGUGUUCUGCAUGAACCACAACGGAAAGACGAAGAAAAAGUCCAAAAGAAACGAAGGUUGAGCGAUCAGAAUACCUCUGCAACUAAAAGGACUAGAGUUAGUUCUGCAGAUUCGCCUACAAUGACUGAUUCACAGAAACGUGCUAAUUUCUCGGCCGUGCCAAGCCCAGGAAGCAAUGGAGUCCAUAGACAUGCUUCACCCCUGAACAGCACCAAACCUGGAACUACAAAAAAGCUUGUUAUUAAGAACUUAAAGGAAAAACCGAAGCUUCCAGACAACUACCAACAAGUGACAUGGGGAAAAUUACGUGAAGCUGUAGAUGCUAUUCAUACAAGUCAUGCAAUACACUCAAGUCUCGAAGAACUAUAUCAGGCUGUGGAAAAUAUGUGCUCAUAUAAAAUGUCAUCUAUGUUGUAUGAGCAUUUAAAACAGGCAUGUGAAAAUCAUGUGAAACUGAACAUUGGCCAGCUGUUGGAAGAAAAUAUUGGGUAUGAAGAGUUCUUGAAAAAGAUGGACACAUGUUGGCAGUCACACUGUAGACAGAUGAUAAUGAUCCGAAGCAUAUUUUUGUUUCUUGAUAGAACCUAUGUGCUGCAAAACUCAACUAUUCUUUCUAUAUGGGAUAUGGGCUUGGAGCUUUUCAGAAUACAUAUUGUUGGGCACCAUAUAGUUCAGGGUAGAACUGUAGAUGGUCUACUUCAGUUGAUAGACAGAGAAAGGAGUGGGGAAACAGUUGAUAGGGGUCGGCUUAAAAGUCUUCUGAGAAUGUUGUCAGAUCUUCAGAUUUAUCAGGAUGCAUUUGAGAAGAAAUUCCUGGAGGCGACAGACAGUCUGUAUAGGGCAGAGGGUCAGAGAUUAAUGGAAGAGAGAGAUGUUCCCGAGUACCUACAGCAUGUAGAACAGCGUCUGGAGGAAGAAAAUGAAAGACUUCUCCAUUAUCUGGAUCAGUCUACAAAAAAACCGUUGGUAUAUUUGGUAGAGAAACAACUGUUGGAGCAGCAUGUAACUCAGAUGUUGGUAAAAGGUCUGGAUCAACUGUUGUCAGAAAACCGGAUCUCUGAUCUUACCAGAAUGUAUAAUCUGUUUUCCCGUGUGAAAAAUGGGCAGAAAGAAUUGUGUGCUUCUUUUGGAACUUACAUUAAGGGAACGGGUAGAAUUAUUGUCCUAAAUGUAAGCAAUGAUCCUGAAAAAGACAAAGAUAUGGUGCAAGCCAUGUUGGAUUUCAAAGACAAAAUAGACAAUAUAAUAACAACAUGUUUUGCUAAAAAUGAACAGUUUAUCAAUGCAAUGAGAGAGAGUUUUGAGAACUUCAUCAACGCUCGUCAGAACAAACCUGCAGAAUAUAUAGCCAAAUAUGUAGAUAACAAAUUACGUGCAGGAAACAAAGAGGCAACAGAAGAAGAGUUAGAGAGAUUGCUUGAUAAAAUCAUGGUCCUCUUCAGGUUUAUACAUGGUAAGGAUGUGUUUGAAGCUUUUUACAAAAAGGAUCUUGCCAAACGUCUUCUGGUCGGGAAGAGUGCGUCAGUUGAUGCUGAGAAGUCAAUGCUCUCAAAAUUAAAACAAGAAUGUGGAAGCGGUUUUACAGUGAAGUUAGAGGGCAUGUUUAAAGACAUGGAAUUGUCUAAAGAUAUUAUGUUAGCCUUUAAACAGUCUGUACAAAAUGAGAGAGCAUCAAAGAAUUUGGAGCUGACAGUGAACAUCCUCACAAUGGGAUACUGGCCAACUUACACAGCUAUGGACGUUCAUUUGCCUAGUGAGAUGGUAAAACUGCAGGAAAUUUUCAAGACUUUUUACCUAAGUAAACACAGUGGACGCAAGCUCCAGUGGCAGCCUACACUCGGACAUUGUGUGUUAAAAGCUGACUUUUCAGGGGGUAUGAAAGAGUUACAGGUUUCAUUGUUCCAGACAUUAUGUUUACUCCUCUUCAAUGAAGGUGACGUGUUCUCAUUUGAGGAGAUCAAACAGGCAACAGCAAUAGAGGACAGUGAACUUAGGAGAACGUUGCAGUCUUUAGCGUGUGGAAAAGCCAGAUUGCUUUUGAAAGCACCUAAGGGUAAGGAUGUUGCCAAUGAUGACAAGUUCAAGUUCAACGAUGAUUUCAAACACAAGUUAUACAGAAUCAAAAUCAAUCAGAUACAGAUGAAAGAAACACAAGAAGAGAAUGUGAGCACUACAGAACGAGUGUUCCAGGAUAGACAGUACCAGGUAGACGCAGCCAUUGUGAGAAUCAUGAAAACGCGUAAAACCCUGACACACAAUCUGUUGAUAUCAGAGUUGUAUAAUCAGCUCAAAUUUCCAGUCAAGAUGGCAGAUUUGAAAAAGCGUAUAGAAAGUUUGAUAGACAGAGACUACAUGGAACGUGACAAAGAUAAUCCAAAUACAUACAACUAUGUAGCAUAAAUAAUCUCAACACGUGUGAUAUACUGUGAUUAUAACAGACUAAAAAUUACAGAAAUGACUAUUGCAUAGAUAUUUCAUGUUUAAAAUAGAUGAUGCCUGGAUUAAAGUGAUUCAAGCAAAACCAGAAGAUUUUACGCAUACGUGUGUUACAGUUUGUGUUUUCCGCCAGAGAAGCUUGGAAUACAUUAUAAAAGAAGUGAAUGAAAUAUCAGAAUUUGAAUAUGCAAGAUUAGAUUGCAGAGUUAAAAUUGAUGAUUAUUGCGAUUUUUUUUUCUAUGUAAAUGUGUUAUAGGAAGUACAAAUGAGUAAAAUAAGAAAUAUCA